AUGCCAUCUAACAAAGAUCGUCUGUACGUUGCUCUCUAUGCACGUGGAGGCAAUCCUACCAUGCUAGGCAAGGAAGACACAUACCACUGGGCCUUGAUCGUGGGACCGAAAGUUGAAGCAGAGGAUGGUAUGGGGGUCCGUUACCACGCAAAAGAGAGGCUAGAAUUGGCAGGGGGUUCUAAAUGGUUCUUCGAGGAGCGCGAAUGUCCACUUGCCCCUACUAGCAUGCUGCUUGUUCGUAUCAUGGUUGGGAAGGUAGCGGAUGGAAAUCGCCUAGUCGAAAUUCUGCGGAACACGCCUAUUCGACAAGGCCAACCAGGUUGGAACUGUGUCACCUGGGUAAAGGAGGCCCUGGAAAUGCUUAAGGUUGAUCCCAAGGCUUUAGGCACGAGUGUCGUUGAAUGGGAAAAAGUACGCAGGGUGGCGAUGGAUUAUUGUCAGCGGAAGAAAGACCAGCACCGUUUUGAUGGCCAGGGAAACUUUGAUAUGAAAAAGGUUCCAACGUAUGACUUGAUAGAGCGGAAGGAGAUGAUUGUCUGA
This is a messenger RNA of Penicillium chermesinum, 540 nucleotides long. RefSeq lists its product as uncharacterized. The transcript is spliced from 2 exons. The record is from RefSeq and is a predicted model, not a curated record. The coding region runs from base 1 to 540 and encodes 179 amino acids. NCBI's taxonomy places the organism in Eukaryota, Fungi, Ascomycota, Eurotiomycetes, Eurotiales, Aspergillaceae.